UUCCUGAUUUUCAUGAUUAUAAAUUAAAUACUUUUUAGGUUUUGUUCUGUUGUUUUGGCCAGAAGAAUACAUUCAAAGAUGUCACUUCUUCAUCUUUCUCUUCCUCGGCUCCAGGUUCUUCGAGUACAUCUUUUUGUACCAGAGCCCGGUGAUGUUCCAGAUUGACCAGAAGACGAAGGACUGCUCAAAGAUCGCUCUGACCGAGGCCUGGGAUCCCUUCCACAUCCCAGCCAACUCCACCUUCGAGGACCAGUACAUCAUCGGAGGCCCCCGGGACAACGUGGAGGUCCAGGAGUGGUCGGACAGGAAGCCGGCACGUCAACAUGAGACCUGGGUGGGCGUUUACACCCUGAAGGACUGCUACCCCGUGCAGGAGACCUCCGCCAGGAACAGCAGCGUCACCACCUCCACCCGCUUCUUCAACCUGCAGCUGGGCAUCAGCGACCCCGACGUCGAGAGGAUGUCGGAGUCCGGCUGCUGA
Molecule: messenger RNA, 481 nt
Organism: Labrus mixtus (cuckoo wrasse)
Lineage: Eukaryota; Metazoa; Chordata; Actinopteri; Labriformes; Labridae
Product: mammalian ependymin-related protein 1-like
Exons: 2
Coding region: 152-481 (109 amino acids)
Biological process (GO): cell-matrix adhesion
Cellular component (GO): extracellular region; lysosome
Molecular function (GO): calcium ion binding
Source: RefSeq, a predicted model, not a curated record